Messenger RNA from Capronia epimyces CBS 606.96, 1482 nucleotides. RefSeq lists its product as uncharacterized. The coding region runs from base 1 to 1482 and encodes 493 amino acids. Gene Ontology annotation, molecular function: RNA binding. Lineage: Eukaryota; Fungi; Ascomycota; Eurotiomycetes; Chaetothyriales; Herpotrichiellaceae. Gene Ontology annotation, cellular component: nucleus. The transcript has 7 exons. The record is from RefSeq and is a predicted model, not a curated record.
AUGUCAGAAGAAGCGCCACGAAAACGGUCGCGCUUCGACCAGACAGAACCUGAGCCCCGAAAGGCUAGUCGCUUUGACAGACGCUCGCGGUCACCUUCUGCUAGGCAGCCAGAGACGAGGAGGAGUCGGAGUCCUCUUGCGAAGGGCAGUCAAAGCCCAGCUUCAGGCGAAAAGCACAGCGCGUCUCUUGACCCUGCCGCGGCCGCUGCUGCCGCUGCAGCAAAGAUAAAUGCCGAUUUACAAGCUCGCAAAGGCAUCCAGCACGUGGAUGUCCCUCCUAUUCGAUCGAGUCUGACUCCAACCCCCAACUCUAAGCCUGCCACGCCUUCCUCAAUCCACGAUGGGAGCAAGGUUGGCGGCGACAUCUACAUCGCGGAUGGCGACUAUAUUAAAGAUAUUGAAAUCAAUGACUUGCGCAAUCGGUAUACCUUGACUAAGGGUUCUACUCAAAAGAUGAUCAAGGAAGAGACUGGAUGUGAUGUCACAACCCGAGGCUCAUACGUACCAGACAAGAGCAUGGCCACUGCAACGAAUCCGCCUCUAUAUCUCCAUGUUACGAGUACUUCCAAGGCCGGACUUGAAAAGGCCAUUGCAAAGAUCGAAGAGCUUAUGAAACAGGAACUCCCAAAUCUGGUUGACGAACGGCGCUUUCGGCGUCGAGAGCCUGAGCAGUUCGAAAGAGAUGAAUUUGGCAGGCGUAAAUGGCCCGAGGAACGAAUUGCACUCGACAUGGAGAACAUCCCCGGUUUUAACCUCCGUGCUCAAGUGGUUGGCCAAGGCGGUGCCUACGUGAAACACAUCCAACAGGAAACGGGCUGCCGAGUUCAAAUCAAGGGUCGUGGAAGUGGCUUCAUGGAGCACAGCACAGGACAGGAGGCUGACGAACCGAUGUAUCUGCACGUUGCUGGCCCUCAGCCUGCUCAGGUUCAGAAAGCCAAAGAACUCUGCGAGGAUCUCGUAGCCAACGUACGCCUCAACUUCGAGCACUUCAAAGCCAACCCACCGCCUCAGCGAAUAGAGUCAUACACCGAUGGGUACGGUGCUGAUGCCCAUCGCGGUUCAUACGGCGGCCACGGCGGUCAUGGAGGCCACGGAGGCCACGGUGGCCACGGACAUGAUCGCGGUCGUGAUAGCAGCUACUCGCACCACAGCAACAGCUACAACUCACCCUAUUCUGCGGCGCCCGCCACCCCGGCGCCUGGCACUGUGGCUUCUCCAACCACCGACUAUGCGACUCAAUACGCUCAAUACUAUGCUAGCCAGCCCGCCGCGGACCCCUAUGCGGCUUACGGUGGCUACCAGAACUAUGUUGCGUACUACCAGUACUAUCAGCAACAGGCUGCCGCGUCACAACAAUCGCCUCCUCCCCCUCCCCCCGGCGACUCAAACCCACCACCUCCUCCAGCACCCGACAGUUCAGCUGCACCUCCUCCACCGCCUCCUUCCGGGUACACAGCAGUUCCGCCACCUCCGGGACUGUGA